AUGGAAGAGUUUCUGAAGUUUUUCAAAAAAUUGAAAAAUAACACGUUCAAUAUUCCAGAUCCUGAAAGCAUCGAAAGUAACUCAAGAUAUCUGCCGUAUGUGUUUGUUGCUGACGAUGCGUUCCCAUUGAGAACCCAUAUGCUAAAGCCAUAUGGCCAAGCUGAUUUGGACAGCCACGACAAAAGAAUAUUCAACUACAGAUUAUCUCGCGCAAGACGUAUCGCAUCUGUAACCCAAAUUUGAAGUUUUAUCUGUCCUGCAACGAAAAUUUAUGGCUAGGUUGGGUAAAGUCAUUUUGCAUAGCAGUGUUGUAUGACAAUUAAGCUUCAACUGUAGGUAUAAUUUAUCAAUCAGGAGUAUGGGGGUUCUCGGAAAUGUCUGGCCGUGAGGGAGGCAAGAAAAAACCUCUCAAAGCUCCAAAGAAGGACUCCAAGGAGCUAGAUGAAUCUGAUAUGGAAUUUAAACAGAAACUUAAAGAACAACAGAAAGCACUCCAAGAAGCUAAAGCUAAGGCAUCCCAGAAGGGCCCCUUAGUAAGCGGCGGAAUAAAAAAGUCUGGAAAGAAAUAGGCGGAACUUUCAUUAUCUAUGUUCACUAGAACAAUGUAUGCAUUUCCUAUUGUUUCAUAUUUUUAACUGCUGCUGGUUUGUUAACAUGUAUCACAUUUUUGUAAAUAAAGCAGUACUUUUUGACUAAAACA
Messenger RNA from Acanthoscelides obtectus, 700 nucleotides. The record is from the annotation of a GenBank genome assembly. NCBI's taxonomy places the organism in Eukaryota, Metazoa, Arthropoda, Insecta, Coleoptera, Chrysomelidae.